Molecule: messenger RNA, 1821 nt
Organism: Puccinia graminis f. sp. tritici CRL 75-36-700-3
Lineage: Eukaryota; Fungi; Basidiomycota; Pucciniomycetes; Pucciniales; Pucciniaceae
Exons: 8
Coding region: 1-1323 (440 amino acids)
Cellular component (GO): cytoplasm
Source: RefSeq, a predicted model, not a curated record
AUGGCGCGUGAAGGCCCAUACGGCGCGGUCCUUCAUGGGGCUCAUGCCGCAGUCCAAAAUCUGAAGCUCAACCGACGGCUCUGCAGAGCUAUUUCUACAGGGGGCUGUAGAAUCGAAGGAAAGUCCUCCAUUCUGGUGCGGUUUGAUAUUGUUGGGCUGCCGGCCAAUCCAGACGAAGCAAGGAAACUGAAGAGUGAAUUUUCCAUCGAUUGUUUUCCCUCUCCAUCAUCCGACUUCCUCGUUACCCCUGUAGCUCGACCCGAACUGCCUGCACUCAGGAUGGUCAUCGAUAUAACCGCUCAACGGAAGCUCGGUCAUCAGACUGGCGAACCGGUCUCAGUCUGUCCGAUUGGCUAUGGUUUGAUGCGUUUGACAUGGGCACCCAAUGAAACUCCAGAUGAGAAAGCCUUCAAGACGAUCCAUGCGUUCCUGACUGGCGGAGGAAGGUUCCUCAACUCUGGAGAGUUCUACGGAAAUGGACCGGAUCGCUUACAUGCCAACCUUGAAUUGCUCGCGAGAUUCUUCGAUGCUUAUCCUGAAUGGGCCCAAGAGGGGAAAUGCUUCCUCAGCGUCAAAGGUGGCAUUAACUUGGACGGGGGCAAGAUGAAUCAUCCAGAUGGCUCGAUCGAGGCUCUCAGGAAAAGCGUCGACACCAUCAAUCUAAAACUUGGAGGGAAGAAAAAGAUGGAUUUAUUCGAGAUGGCCAGGGUGGACAAGAAGGUACCGAUCGAGGACGUGAUGAAGAGCUACAAGAUCUUGAUCAACGAAGGAAAAUUCAAGCAUGUCGGCUUAUCGGAAGUGUCAGCCGAAACGAUCCGCCGAGCCCACGCCGUUCACCCGAUUUCUGCUGUCGAGGUUGAAUAUUCUCCAUGGUUAUUGGACAUUGAACAUAAUGGUAUCCUGGCCACUUGUGAAGAGCUUCGGAUCCCGAUCGUGGCCUACAGCCCCUUAGGUCUUGGCAUGCUAACGGGCAAAAUAAAAUCGCUCGAUGACCUCGACCCGAACGAUAUGCGCCGCCACUUUGAUCGAUUCCAGCCUGAAAACUUCCAGCACAACAUCAAAUUGGCCGAUAAAUUCACCUCCUUAGCUCAGAAGAAGAAAUGCACCUCCGUCCAACUUGUGUUAGCUUGGUUACUCACCCAAUCCGACUUGAUCAUCCCCAUUCCCGGCUCAACUCGGCCUGAGGGCGUCCAAGAAACUCUAGAGACUCUCAACCUCACACUUUCUGAUCAAGAGGUUCACGAAAUUCGCGGGUUUGUCGAUCGGGCUGAUUUUAAAGGUUUGCGUUAUGGUGCAAUGCAUCAAGCUUCGUUGAAUGGCUAACUCAAGUCGCGUAAAUACACAAGUCAAAGUUCUGCGAUAGACAACCAUUUUUUUUUCCUGUUUUCUGAUGCAAACCUGAUCAAAAUGCAAUCCGAAUAAAGAAAAACACCACCUGUGACCGGAAAACAGCCUUCCGAUCGUUUUCCCUGAGCCGCGCAAACGAAACGAGCCUCCAAGGAUCGUUCGAGCCAACAUCCGAUUUACAAUACCCAAGAGAAUCAACUCUUUCAUGAGUGAUAAAUGAGAUUACGUUUUUUUGAUCUCAGAUCAAACUCGCAAGGACAGAGGUUACGUCAUCGACCGGUCUUAAUAGCUCAGUUGGGAGAGCGUCAGACUGAAGUGGGGAGAUCAUCUUCGCGGCGUACUAGUCAGUUGAUCCGUUCAAACCGGCAAAUCUGAAGGUCCAGUGUUCAAGCCACUGUUGGGACAAGUCAAUUUUUCAUGUUUUUACCUUGAAACAAUUUGAAACUAAACAGACAUGUUUUUGUGGCAAUCAAG